Molecule: messenger RNA, 1172 nt
Organism: Physeter macrocephalus (sperm whale)
Lineage: Eukaryota; Metazoa; Chordata; Mammalia; Artiodactyla; Physeteridae
Exons: 4
Coding region: 40-735 (231 amino acids)
Source: RefSeq, a predicted model, not a curated record
GCACUUCUAGAGAAAAAAAUCACUUUUCAUUUACAAAAAAUGCAAAGGAAUGACCUUCAGAGGGAAGGAUCGGAGGAAAGUACAUUUGAAAACAAAAGUCAAGAUGAAACAGAAGCUUCUUAUCCAAAGAUCAAGGAAAUGAGUAUCACUGCCGGUCACCAGAAAUUACACCAAGGACAAAAACGACCAUCUCGCCAUUUGUAUGGUUCUGUAAAUAUUCCUGAAAAAACAUCAUCCUCAUUAUCUUCUCCUCAUGAUGUACAGAGUAACAGAACAGAACAAAAGAAAGAUAGAGAAACAAUUAAGACAUCAUAUCCUUUAAAUGAUGGAGGUAAGAAAAUGAACAAUAUUUGCAACUGCUCUGAUAUCUUCCAGUUAAAUAAUUCGUUUUAUUAUAUAGUUUUCCAAGUUAUGCUUUUUCCCCUGAUUAUAAAAUCUAUGAUUAAUUUGAUAAAGGAAGACAUAAAAAUUAUUCAUGAUUGUAAAUAUCAGUAUCACACAUUUUUGAGUGAUUGCUGGGUGAAUAGGCCCUUUGGAAUUGGCAAAGAAAGCGUGGGGAAAUUAGACCCUCUGCUGUGGCUGCCUAUAUAUAUUCCCAACAUACUGCCAUUAGGGAGUCCUAGUGCAGAGAAUUCUCCCCAUGAAGGUCUCUACCCUCUAAUGCCAUCUUUUCUCCCCAGACAUAAAAAUACAUCCAGUUUCCCACCUCCCAGGACUGGACUAGAGGUUAGCUAAGUCUCUGUUAGUCUCUGCAAAAGAUUCCCACGCAUAUCCUGCACACUCACCAAGAGCACUAGGACAUCUCCACCUGAGCAGCCCACAAGCACCUCAGAUCCAAUAUGUGGUAAAACCAAAUUCAUCAUCUAGUCACCCCCAAACCCGUUCUCUGCUUCUCCUAAUUUUAUUCAGGCACAAGACCUGAGUCAUCUUUGACUCUUUCCUACUGCUCAUAUUCUACAUCCAAAAGUUGCCACCUUCUGUCCAAUCCACCACCUAAAUUCUCUCAUAAUCUUCCCUUCCUUUCCAUUCGUGCCACCCAUGCCCUUAAGCACUGCAAUAAUUUGCCUCCAAUCUCUUCUUCCUGUUAAUCUAUCCUACAUUUUGCUGUGAAUGUAAUCUUCCUGAAAUACAGCUUUGGACAUAUAAUUCCUCUACCCAAAAGUCCUCGGUGG